AAAGUUGGUGAGCUAGUGCCGGCGCAGUGUUGCUCCGUGCGCCGCGCAGACCGGUCCGCCAUGUCGCGCUGACAUCCCGCGCAACUCCUGUCAAACUGACAACUAUCUCACUGACAACUCCGACUGACAAGUGAACAAUGUGGCCAGUGCUCCUCCUCUCCGGCGCCCUCCUGGCGGCCGCGCACGCACAGAAUGCAGACAGCACGGGAGAGUUCUCGCCGGUGGUCACGGCGACGUGCAAGACUGGCGUCAUGGCUAUCAACAUCUCUUUCAACCAGCCGUUCAACGGGGUCACACAUGCCAGGGAAUUCAGAACUCCAGCGUGCAUGGCUCUGGGCAACGGCAGCGAGACGCUCAGCUUCGACAUCAAUCUGAUGGCCGCGAAGGGGGCUCCAGACUAUUGUGGAGUCUUUUGGAACAAUCGCACAGACGAGCGGUCGUUGCCGCUGGCGGUUCGUGUGCACCGAACCUUGGAGUUGGCCGACGACAAGUUCUACGUCAUCACUUGCGGCAAGGCAGGCUUCAGGAAUGCUCGAAACGAAACUUCGCUUGUGUCGCUGAGAAUGUUGGACUCGCAAGGUCGCAAAGUAUUGAAUGCAGGAUUCGGUCUACCGUACACGCUGCGCGCCGAAAUCAGCAAGCCUGAUGGAAGCCACGGAAUACGUUUGAAGAAUUGUUUUGCUUUCAACAUGCGUAAUUAUACAGCAGAUCUUCUAGACAAUAGAGGAUGUCCCGUGAAGCAGCAGUCGAUAGUGGUGAAGUCCGAGACGGGCGCGGCCGAGCUCGCGAUCGCGUCAAUGUUCCGGUUUCCAGACUCCUCGCAGGUCAACUACCAAUGUGAUAUAGCUAUCUGUAAAGGCACGUGUUCGGUAAUAGACUGCAGUACGGAGUCCCGCUUCGAGAAAGGCGAUGAGGAAAGCACUGUCACCGCUUCCACAGGAAUCUUCGUAUUGGACCCUAACGACAAUGGAGUGGCAGCACUAACGUGUUCAGACGGCAGCGUGCGUCCACUAUGGCUGCUGUACCUGGCCAUCGCACUUGGCGUCAUGUUCGUCGUCAUGCUGUUGGUCAACUGCUUCCUAUGUACCGCCAUGACUUGCUCAUGUGCGAGAACCGAUGUGAUCGAGAAAGACCCAUCAGUGGUGGAAGAUUACGACCCGUACCGCAGCUGGCACGGCAGUCAGUAUGGCAGCCGGUACCCCUCCUCAACUAUACACUCAGCGAGGUCAGUUUCGGACAACAGUGACCACUACGCGAUAGUGCAAUCAAGGCCGGGCAGUCGACAUUCCGGCAUGCACCGAAAUAGGCAUUAAUGAGAUAAUAAGAGGGAUAAACCUGUGAUGCAAGCGGAGGCAAUAACGAUACCUACAAACGUUGGUACUGAAUCACCAUAGUCGAUUUACCAAAAGAAGCGUUUUGUAGGAAAGCUGCUCAUAAUCAGAUAACUAAACAUUCCUUUUCUAAUUUAAAAUUAAAUACGUAAUUUAAAUACAUAACAAGAAUAUUUGAUGAAACAAUGGUGCUUUGAAUCUCGAUUAGUAAGCGACAGGUACCAAACUUGGCAAAUGAUAUGUUACCUAAGGAAGAAACGCGUUUAACCUUCAGAUGAAUUUAACUUGUGCCAUUUUUAUAUGCAUGUACCUUAUGUGGUUUGUAAGAUUUAUAGGCAAUAUUUAAUAAUAAUUGUGUAAUGAUAACAAUUGUAUACCUGAAUCGAUACAACGAAUCCGUCCAAAUUCAUGUGUCAAUUAAAUAAAUUCAUAGAUUUGUAAACAUAUUUAAGUAAUUAAUAUAAGGUUGUGUUUGUACAUUUAUUUGUAAAAGUAUUUUAGGCAUUUACGGUAUUAUUGUGAUGCACAAAAGUAGACUUUGAGUAUUUGUGAGAAAAAUUAAAAUAAAAACGUCAAAUUAUUGACUUCAUUAGAAGUACACACAUAAACUUGUGCAUAUUUUUAUAUGUCUCGUUAACAGAAAUUAUUUAUAUUUUUGUUACGAAAAUAUAUCACACUAAUCUAAGUUCAGGUAAGGAAUUAAAGUAAAUAGAAGGAAAUAUACCUUAUACAACAAAAUGAUUUUAUCAAAUCGGUUAUAACUUCUAUGCAAACCUUAGUUGUAGAUAAUAAAGUAAUAAUUUAAACAAAUACCACAUCAUCACUGUGAAAUAAUAUUUUAAAUGAUAGUGUAUAUUAGUUAUAUAAGCUUAAUUAGGGUUUAGUAACGGAUUGUUGAUUGUAAAUGAACGAAUGUGUCCUUUUUAUCAUAAUUAAUAAAAAGUAAUGGAAAUGGACGAAAUAUGUAAUGGAUUUUUCAGCGCGCGAGUUUAUAGUAUUAUAAAAUAUAAUGUAUUAAAAUAUGGAAGGAGUCUGUGUGAAUAUACAAUAAGUUCCAAACCUUACAUAUAGGCAAGUGUGUAUUUGGGUGUGAAACCAAUAAAUUCUUUAACACAUUA
Helicoverpa armigera (cotton bollworm) is the source of this 2449-nucleotide messenger RNA. RefSeq lists its product as uncharacterized. Lineage: Eukaryota; Metazoa; Arthropoda; Insecta; Lepidoptera; Noctuidae. The record is from RefSeq and is a predicted model, not a curated record. The transcript has 12 exons. Bases 138 to 1313 code for a protein of 391 amino acids.